Molecule: messenger RNA, 4188 nt
Organism: Myxocyprinus asiaticus (Chinese sucker)
Lineage: Eukaryota; Metazoa; Chordata; Actinopteri; Cypriniformes; Catostomidae
Gene: idh3b
Product: isocitrate dehydrogenase (NAD(+)) 3 non-catalytic subunit beta
Exons: 11
Coding region: 123-1283 (386 amino acids)
Biological process (GO): isocitrate metabolic process; tricarboxylic acid cycle
Cellular component (GO): mitochondrion
Molecular function (GO): NAD binding; oxidoreductase activity, acting on the CH-OH group of donors, NAD or NADP as acceptor; magnesium ion binding
Source: RefSeq, a predicted model, not a curated record
CACAAACGGUGACUUACUGUCGUGACACGCUAGUUGGCCUUUACCCUCUCUCCUAUGGUAAACGCGCAGAAGUUGAAAUCCAGCAAUAGAAGACAUCUGCCUUUGCUCUUCAUUUUAAAUCUAUGAUGGCGGCCGUGUUGAGAGGAAGCCUCGUAACAUUGGCCAAGGGUUUAAGUGGUGCCUGGUUGCAGCCACUGUGCGCCCGCUCCCUGAGUUUGACUUCCAGUCAGAAUGUUCUGGAGGCGCCCCCGGCACGUGCUGACAGCACCUUCAAGGUCACCAUGGUACCUGGAGAUGGAGUUGGACCUGAGCUUAUGACUGCGGUCAAAGAGGUUUUCAAGGCAGCUGAUGUUCCGGUGGAAUUUGAGGAGUUUCAUCUGAGUGAGGUGCAGAACAUGGCUAGUGAAGAGAAACUGGAUGAGGUGCUGGCCUCCAUGAAGAACAACAGAGUCGCCAUCAAAGGAAAGAUUCACACUCCCAUGGAGUACAAGGGUGAGCUGGCAUCUUAUGAAAUGAGACUGAGGAGAAAGCUGGACCUGUUUGCCAAUGUGGUUCAUGUGAACAGCCUUCCCGGUUACAGCACCCGUCAUAAUAACCUGGAUCUGGUCAUCAUCCGUGAGCAGACCGAGGGAGAAUACAGCUCUCUGGAGCAUGAGAGCGUUUCAGGAGUGGUUGAGUGCCUGAAGAUCAUCACCAGAGUGAAAUCCCGCCGUAUUGCCAAAUUUGCAUUCGACUAUGCCACCAAGAAGGGCCGUAGCAAAGUAACUGCUGUACACAAAGCAAACAUUAUGAAACUCGGAGAUGGUCUCUUUCUGCAGAGCUGUGCAGAGGUGGCUGAGCUUUACCCCAAGAUUAAAUACGAAAACAUCAUCAUUGAUAACUGUUGCAUGCAGCUUGUGCAGAAUCCAUACCAGUUCGAUGUGCUUGUGAUGCCUAAUCUCUAUGGCAACAUCAUCGAUAACCUGGCAGCAGGGCUAGUGGGCGGAGCAGGUGUAGUUCCAGGGGAGAGUUUUAGCGCUGAAUAUGCUGUGUUUGAGACGGGUGCCAGACAUCCCUUUGCUCAGGCUGUCGGCAGGAAUAUUGCUAACCCCACCGCUAUGCUGCUUAGUGCAUCUAACAUGCUGAGACAUCUCAAUCUUGAGUAUCAUGCAAACAUGGUUUCUGAGGCUGUUAAGAAAGUCAUUAAGCAGGGCAAGGUGAGGACGCGAGACCUAGGGGGUUACUGCACCACUGGUGACUUUGUCCGUGCAGUCGUGGCCAACCUGCGCCAUCAGACUGUUUGAGGAUGCUUGUGUGACCCAAUGUCCAUCCCGGAUCACCCUUUACCUGCUGCUGCUUUUCCAAAUAUGUUCAAAGCCCCUUUUAAAACAGUUUCUUUCACAUUCUUAUUUCUGUUCUCCCCAUAUUUUGAGAUUUUUUUAUUUUUUAUUUUGCUCUCAUUCCCUUUUCUUUUUUUUCUGGCUGGCUACUGAUUUCUGUUUCCUUAUUUUUCUUUAUUCAAAACAUCUAUGUACUUUAUUUUCAUUACUUUUCGUCACAGUGUCCAUACUUACCCAGAAUUAUGUCUGACAUUGUUACAUUUUACUGCCCUGCUGUAUUUUGUCCCACUCCAGUUUUUUUUAGCUGCUAGUCUUAUGUGAAUGUACUGACAGCACCCUGCAUUUUCCAUAUGGCAUCACCUUGCAUUUUUCUGUGUAAUUCCUGCUUUUCUACAACCUCUAUUAAGGGCUGGUCCUCAAUUUUUUUUUUUUAUUCCAGGACCUCAAUACAUAUUAAUUUAUGAUUAUCAACAAGCUGGGGCUAAAGUGCCAGCAGUCUGAUGCUCAAUUGAGGGUUUUUUCUCCCUUGAGAAAUGGAUGUUACUAAUUUAAACAUCACUAAUCAAGUCUGCUGCUGUAAUAAGUCAGAUGUUUAUCAUUUCAUUAAUGCAAAUAUUCUGAUGUCACAUGUCCCGGACAGGAAGUCUGCUCUGUGUCAUUGCUGACUAACUGUUUCUAAGGAAAUUAUGACUGACUCGUAUCAAGAAAAUUGCUGAAUCAAAUGCCAAUUAUUUCUAUAUGUGCCUCUCGGGCAUUUUUAAACUUACAGUGCAUUCAGAAAGUAUUCAGACCCCUUCAUUUUUUUUUUCUUCACAUUUUGUUACGUUGCAGCCUUAUGUAAAAUGCUUUCUUUUUUUCUUUUUUUCACAUCAAUCUACAUUCCAUACCCCAUAAUGACAAAGCAAAAACUAUAUUUUAGAUAACUGAAAAUUUAUUGAAACCGUAAUAUCACAUUGACAAGUAUUUAGACCCUUAAUUCAGUACUUAGUUGAAGCACCAUUGGCAGCAAUUACAGCCUCAAGUCUUUUUGUGUAUGAUGCAACAAGCUUUGCACACCUGGAUUUGGGGAUUUUCUGCCAUUCUUCUCUGCAGGUCCUCUCAAGCUCUGUCAGGUUGGAUGGGGACUGUUGGUGGACAGCCAUUUUCAAGUCUUUCCAGAGAUGUUUUAUUGGAUUCAAGUCCGGGCUCUGGCUGGGCCAUUCAAGGACAUUCUCAGAGCUGUCCCUAAGCCACUCUUGCGUUGUCUUGUCUGUGUGCUUAGGGACAUUGUCCUGUUGGAAGUUGAACCUUCGUCCUGAAUGCUCUGAACCAGGCCUUCAUUAAGGAUAUCUCUUUACUUAGCUGCGUUCAGCUUUCCUUCAACCCUGAACAGUCCCCCAGUUCCUGCUGCUGAAAAACACCCCCACAGCAUGAAGCUACCACCACCAUGCUUCACCGUUGGGAUGGUAUUGCACAGGUGAUGAGCGGUGCCUGGUUUCCUCCAGACAAGAUGCUUGGAAUUGAGGCCAAACAGUUCUAUCUUCAUUUCAACAGACCAGAGAAUCUUGUUUCUCACAGUCUGAGAGUCCUUUAGGUGCUUUUUUGCUUUCUUGCACUGAGGGGAGGCUUCUGUCUGGCCACUCUGCCAUAAAGCCCAGAUCGGUGGAGUGUUGCAGUGAUAGUUGUCCUUCUGCAUGUUUCUCCCAUCUCCACACAUGAUCUCUGGAGCUCAACCAGAGUGACCAUCGGGUUCUUGGUCACCUCUCUUACCAAGGCCCUUCUCCCUCGAUUGCUCAAUUUGGCUGGGCAGCCAGCUCUAGGAAGAGUCCUGGUUGUUCCAAACUUCUUCCAUUUUUAAGAAUUAUGGAGGCCACUGUGCUCUUGGGAACUGCAGUGCAGCCAAAAAAAUUUUGUAGCCUUCCCUAGAUCUGUGCCUCAACACAAUCCUGUCUCUGAGCUCUGCAGGCAGUUCCUUUGAUCUCAUGGCUUGGUUUUUGUUCUCAUAUGAAUUUUCAGCUGUGAGACCUUACGUAGACAGGUGUUUGCCUUUCCAAAUCAUGUCCAGUCAGUUGAAUUUGCCACAGGUGGACUCAAAUCAAAGUGUAGAAACAUCUCAAAUAUGAUCCAGAGAAAUGGGAUGCACCUGAGCUAAAUUUCAAGUGUCAUAGCAAAAGGUCUAUUUAUUUAUUUUUUUAAAUAAAUGUGCAAAGUUAUCAAAUCAGUUUUUUUGCUUUGUCAUAAUGGGGUAUGGAGUGUAGAUUGAUGUCAAAAAAGUUAAAGCAUUUUAGCAUAAGGCUGCAACAAAAAAAAAAAUAUGAAGGGGUCUGAAUACUUUCUGAAUGCACUAUACCACAAUCAUUGUUGUAAUGAUCUCAUGUCAGCAAUAGUUGACAUGUUGUCUUUGUAUUUUUUUAAAAACUUGCCUCCUGCAGUAUUAGAAAUUUCAAUACAUUUCACAGUGAAGUGUUUGGGUUGAGGGGAAACCACACGUUUUUUAUCGGUUUAUUCAUGCCUCUGAUGAAUUGACUAAAUUGACAAAUGUGCAUUUACUCAAUUUAAUAAAUAAAUACAUUUAUAAAACCAAAUGGAUUAAAGAGUGUAACUUUCUAAACAGCAGCUAGUAUUGUUUUGAUUACUUGCAAUGUUUAAAGACCUUUUAUCCUUGUUCAAACAUCUUGCAUUUUUCAUUAACAAAGUGAAUAUGAAGAUAAAAAGCAUCAUAUUUUUGGAGCAUUGUCUUAAAUAAGGAGUGAACAUGUGUGCAGAGUGUGUGGUGAAUGUUUGAAAGCUGUGUAUGUGAGAAACCGAUGGUGAAUAAUGUGUUUAUAAAGUGUGUGCACAUCACAUCCACAGCUGAAACUCAAUAUGAAAUGUAUUGUUCCUUUCUUUU